Molecule: messenger RNA, 2954 nt
Organism: Sinocyclocheilus rhinocerous
Lineage: Eukaryota; Metazoa; Chordata; Actinopteri; Cypriniformes; Cyprinidae
Product: anaphase-promoting complex subunit 4-like
Exons: 24
Coding region: 198-2312 (704 amino acids)
Biological process (GO): protein K11-linked ubiquitination; anaphase-promoting complex-dependent catabolic process
Cellular component (GO): nuclear periphery; anaphase-promoting complex
Molecular function (GO): protein binding
Source: RefSeq, a predicted model, not a curated record
AGUCAUCAUUUUAGUGGCGGUCAGAGUCAUGUUUCAUUGGUCGCUCUGCUAUACUCUAUCUUUGUGAACAUGAUUGUAUUUUCAGUACAAAUAAGAAUAUAUUAAAGUUUUAAAUCAGUUUCUGUAUACGAAUAUAAUUUAGAAGACGAGCUUGAUUGCGGAGUUUAUCGUUAGUCGUCGUUUAUCUAGGUUCAGCAAUGCCUGUUUUUCGCCAGGUCGGGGAGAAACAGCUUCCCAACCCCAUUCUGUACAUGGCCUGGUCUCCUAACAGAGAUCUGAUCGCCCUGGCUAACACUGCAGGAGAGCUUCUCCUGCAUCGGCUUGCCAAUUUUCAGCGGGUGUGGAGUUUACUGCCCAAUGAGAACACAGGAAAAGAGAUCACAUCACUGGCCUGGAGACCUGAUGGGAAAGUCCUGGCAUUCAGUGUGGGAGACACAAAGCAAGUGGUGCUGUGUGAUGCAGAGAAGGCAGAAAUCCUCCACCUGUUCCCUGUUGAAUACCCAGCAUCCUGCAUGCACUGGACGGAGGUGCACGGUGACAGCAGCACAUUGUCCUCAUUCAGCGAGUCUGAAGAUGAGUCCAGUCGUUUUCUUCCAAAGUUACCCACUUUACCUAAGAGCUACAGCACCACAUCAAAGAUAUUUAGUGAAGAGAAAUCAGAUGAAGUCACAAACCUUUUGGGGGAAGUGAGGCUCAAUAUCCUGGUGGUGGGAGGACCAUCUGGAUUUGUGGAGCUGUAUGCAUAUGGCCUGUAUAAGAUUGCUACGCUGAGUGGAAUCUCAGGGACGUGCCGUAGUCUUGGGCUGUCUAGUGACCUCAAGUCCCUCUCUGUUAUUACAGAGAUUAGAUCUGCAGAAGACAACCCUGAGAUACAUUACAUACAGCUGGACACUGGACUGCUGUCUUCAUGUUUGCCUGAGUUGACCAAGAUGGCACGCAAGUUUACACACAUUUCCACGCUGCUACAGUAUCUGCGUCUCUCUCUCACCUGUAUGUGUGAAGCAUGGGAGGAAAUUCUUAUGCAGAUGGACCUUCGCCUCACUAAGUUUGUCCAGGAAAAGAACACGAGCACUCAGGUUCAAGAUGAGUUUCUGGAGCUACUGUUAUGGGGUCAUUUUUUGCUUUUCACAGCAAUGCUUCGUAUGUCAGAAGAUCACGUUCCUCCUGAGCUUAACAAGAUGACUCAGAAAGAUCUGGCUUUUGUGGCUGACUUCCUGUCUGAACAUUUCAGUGCUAAUGAGGAGCUGUUUGAUCGGAAAGGGAAGUAUUUCAACGUUGAGCGUGUCGGACAGUACUUGAAGGAUGAAGAUGAAGACUUGAUAUCUCCACCCAACAUGGAGGGCAACCAGUGGGUGACAUUUGUAAAGCAGAGCACUCACCUAAAAGACAGUCCGCUGCUCUUCCCCACGUACCCACAGAAGUCUCUGCACUUUGUCAAGAGAAUGAUGGAGGGGUCCAUUGAUCUGUGCUUACAGAAACCAGCCGAGGUGAUUGGGCAUUCAGUAACACAAGCUGUGUGUUUGCGAUUGUACACUGUUCCUGAGAGCUCUGAAAAUACACCGAGAUUGUUUGAGCUGCCUUCACUGUGGAAUGAUAAGAAGGCUGGUAUGCAUCAUGUAGUGUUCUGCAUGCCAGAGAUCUCGCCCUCUAAAAUCUAUAUUCUGAGGAGAGCAACAGACCCCAGCAGGUCUGUCCCUAAUGGUCUGGUGGCCCUAAACUUCAACACUCCUCUCAAUUCUAGUAUAGAUGAUGAAACACCUGCGCCAACUUCUGCUGACAGUUGCUACAGUUGCCUUGAUGCCCGUUUUUAUGACGACGAGACAUUAACAGUGGUAUUGCGAAGUCGGGAAGAUGACGAGAAUAAGAUGCGUGUCCUUGCUCAGCUUCAUCUAAACUCUGUUUUGAGCUGGAAUGAAGAGUUCACUUGGGACCUUACGCUUAGGCUGGAGCAGCAGACUGAAGGGAUCCCAGUCCAGUGUUUGGCCUGGGGAAACCAGAGCAGAGAGAUGGACAACCUCAAAGCUCAGUUUGUGGCAGUUAAUGGGAUCCGCAAGGUGGCCUGCGUGCUCAGUGCCAAUCUGAGACAUGUACGUGUGUUCGAGAUGGAUGCAGAGGAGGAAGAGGAGGAGGAAGAGCGUGCUGAUGAAUCACAGGAAAUGAGCUCAGACCAGGACAGAUUUGAGGACACAAUGACAAAUCAGAGUGAUGCUGGGGAAGGUGGAGAUGGAGCAGGGGGGGCUGAAGAUGCUCAGGUGGCAGGUCAAGGGUCAGGAGACAUUUUGGAUGAGACUGCAGGAUCAGACACGCUUUGAACUCUGACCUGAGAUCCAACAUGUUCUCCACAACUGAACUAUGGACUCUUCUGUUAUUUCUGGUCUUGUUCUUUUUGUAUUAAAAAUAUUUUGUGAUAAAGAUUAUCUGUUGAACAUUUCACAUUCUCAUUUGUAAAUAAAUGGAUUUACUGUAUAAUAAUCUUGGGUCGUAUCAAUCAAAACUUUAAUUUAAUAUAUCAGUGUCUUCUGUGAAUUCUAGGAUUAGGGUUUUCAGAUGGGGUGGGUGGACACCUGAGGUCCAUGAAGAUACUGCUCUGUAGAAAUGCACUAUUCACAGUCAACCAUGAUUCAUUUAUAUUCUAUGACUGAAAGUUUCCAAUAACAGCUUUACAGCGAUAAAGUGAGUAGUAUUCAGCUCGUCAUGUGACCUAAACAUGGCUGCCUCCAUGUAAAAUAAAACUACUUCUACAGAGUGCAACAGUCUCAUUCUUUUCCUCCAUCGGGAUUGUUAUUUGAUGGUAUAUGCUUCUGUUGAAGCCAUCAGCCCGUAUUUUUUUUAUUACUUAUUUUUAAAAUAAUUGUGUUCAGCAGCAAAUUUCCUGGUGAAAAACUACAGUACCCAUGAUUCUCUCCAUCAAAUAUCAGGGAAUCUUGACAAGCAAAAUAACAACAGAACGUUUU